AUGGACAAUCAGCUCAAUGAGGUGCCAUAUCAUUCAACAACGGUCACUUACGGGACGAAGGUCGCACCAUUCUCAGCCUUACGGUCCUUGUUACAAUUAGCAGAAGACGAAGGACAUAGUUUCCCACUGGCUGUGCCAGUUAUCACUCACGGCAGGUAUGUCAAUGAUAUAUUUGGUGGUGCAGAUACAAUACAAUUGCAGGAGGUCGCACAUCAACUAAAGGGCCUCUGCAUCUCGGGCGGCUUCCCACUGGCAAAAUGGCAUGCAACUCAUCUCGACAUACUCAAGACUGUCACCGACAGCGAAGACCAAGGCUCACAAAUCACCUUCGACGAUUGCGCAACCAAGAUACUCGGACUCAAAUGGCUCCCUCAAGAAGAUACCCUUGCAUUCUCAACCCGAAGCUCACGCUCGGAAGGCAGACUCACAAAACGCCUCGUCUUAUAUGAAGUGGCUCAGAUACUCGAUCCACUUGGUUUUGUAUCACUUGUCGUGAUCAAGGCCAAAAUUCUCUUGCAGGAGCUGUGGCUGCACAAGCUCCAAUGGGAUGAUCCACUGCCAUCCCAGCUCUCAGCCCGGUGGCUCAUCAUCAGAGAAGAACUCACAAGCUUGGCCAAGCUCUCAAUACCACAGUGGCUCAACACGUGGAGCGACUCGCAAGUGGAACUUCAUGGAUUCUCUGAUGCUUCUCAAUUGGCAAUGGCUGCAGUCAUAUACAUAUCCGUUCACGACUCAAACGGCGCCACGUUCUCACUUGUGGCUCCAAGACUAAGGUAG
Vollenhovia emeryi is the source of this 777-nucleotide messenger RNA. RefSeq lists its product as uncharacterized. The coding region runs from base 1 to 777 and encodes 258 amino acids. The record is from RefSeq and is a predicted model, not a curated record. The transcript has a single exon. NCBI's taxonomy places the organism in Eukaryota, Metazoa, Arthropoda, Insecta, Hymenoptera, Formicidae.